AUGAAGUUCUUAGAUGUUCAGCUCUUUUGCUCAACACAAAAGCUUUCCGGGGUAAGAAACCCCAGCCAUAAACCAUACCCUUGCCGCAAUGGGUCCUUCUUAAUGUGGCUUUUAUGGCUGAGAUACAAGCCAAAUAUUUGUUUCUAUGACAGCCUGUCCCACCGCCCGCGGACCAGGCGUGUAUGACACCUGCAGAUGCGAAGUUCAACUUUUCCAACAACGGCCUUCCUAUUCCACUUCCAGUCGUCCUAACUUUGUCUUGUCAGCGGGACCAGUCGUGUGAGGGAAGAGAUUGUUUGGCAGAUGGGGCUCAGGUCUGCCACUACUAUAAACUAAGUUGCGCGCAAGUUGCCGUCCCUGCGGCCACUUUGGCGUGGGCAGACGGUGCGCCUCACCGGUUGUGAUGGUCGAAUUAUCACUUGGCAUGACUAUUAUCAUGCCAGAGGUGGCCUCGUUGAUAUAAUGGAUUAUGCUACACUUCACCUGACGAUCUGCGGCAGCGGAUCUAGGGAGCCACACUCAUUCUGUCCUCCAGCGACGAAUACCAAAUAGCGUAGGUCCAAGAACCCCUUCUACGGCUUGACAAACUGUGCCGUGUUGGGUUUUGAUUUGACAUCCCCUUCCACUCACCAAGUUGGACAAUGGCGUCCGAUCGAGGCCAGCGACACUAAGCCCACGGAGGGGGGCGACAAGGAAAGUGCCUAAACCACCUCAGUCGUUUUUAUUGAAUGAGCUGAGAUAUCCUCUUGAUGUUAUCGCAAAGAUUACGGCAUGUCUCGUAUUUCACUCGAAGGAUGGUUCUGAGCAAACCGUGGCCAAACAUCUCCGGUUUGCGCUUGUCCUCCAAGCGCACAGCUUAGCAUUCGCUGGCGACAAUUCAUUCUACAGAUUAUUAUAGGUUGAACCUAGCAGAGUGGCAUCCCCAGCAUAGUUAAGGUCAGUCAUUUGGGGCCCAUAUGUGAAGUCGGCAUCACAAAUACGCCUACGGCCUUUCCGGGAAUCCAGCCAAUGGCGUAGUUGAACACAAUGGGUCACACAAGACAGGCUUGUCGAACCUUAGGCUAAAUGUGAACGGCUGAAAGGGUUUGUUUUGUAGCCGAACUCGCGCAUUGGUGCAGCAGUAGCAGGUAGUAGGUGUGCUUUUCGGCGGCAGACCGUUUGGUUCUAUUGUCUGCCACAGGGAUUCACAAUAAUCACAGGCUAUCAUGACGUUGAUGUCAACAAGGUAGACGUCGAUCUAUUACUGAUAGUGAUGACUGAAUUUAAGAAUGUGCCGUUAUGUGAAUAUCCGGUCGGGCAUCAAUAUCGAACUCGGAACACGAUGUGUCUGGGUUUCAUCCGAAAGCCACGCCCAAUCUGAACCACAGUGGCAAACUCCCUUACAGAAAUGCCAGUCAGACUUGUACCGUGGCAGUUUUCUCACUUUGCCCUAGCUCUUAGUCAUUAGGAAGAGCUUCAUUUCCUCAUGCUGACUAAUUCAUCCGAUGAACUCGGUAUAUCAUUGUCGAUACAAGACCUAUUGACAUCAGCGAAAAUGACGCCUUUCGGGCGCGAGCUUUGGACGUAAUCGAGGAGGGGGGUCUCACAAGGGACGGACAGAUCUCCGCAGCGGAUAGAGAGAGGGUAUUGUGUUGAUAAUCGAAGCCGAGAAGGUUGACCGAAGCUCCCACGCCGGCGCUCGACCUUAGUCAGGAUGUCAACAGUAUGUUCGGUCCUCGUUGCUGACGACGUCCACCGUGUGAACCGCAGCAAGAUAGAAGCAGGCACGGGGACUUGCGCGUGAAUUAGUUUAUGGUGAUUAUGGACUUGCACAGAACCUGCCGCGCUCUCUCCUCCUCCCCUGCCUAAGCCCGAUGUCAAGAUACAGUUAGAGAAGAACGAAGGCGGAAGAGAGCGCAGGUGGCUGGGCGCGUCCGGAUUCGCACCUAGGCGUACCAUCACACAUUCUGGUCCACAACAAACACUAGAAAAGGAUUUUAUACACCAAGAAAAGAAAAGGGGGAACUGCUCAGACCCCAAAUUAAUGCGGCGAGUGCCUACAGCUGAUCUCCUGGAAACAACCCUGGUCCACAAUACGCACUGACUAAGGACGACGGUUGGUGCGGCCGCGGCCGCCCCCAGGCAUGCCGCCAUACCCCGUUCGGACAAAGUCACUAGGCAGCCAUGCACACGACCUGUAUACCCAGCAGGAGCGCAAGCACAUCCAUCGCAGGGAAUCAGGGAUCAGAGGAUUGACAGCGCACACCAGGCUGCGAGGGCUGGUGGUACUGGGUUGCCGUAAUUGUGCAAUAUCACUGCAUCCUGCACGUUAAAAGUUGAAGAUGAAUGAGAGGUCAACUUUCAGGUCUGUGCGAGCAAAUACAUGAUCCGGUCAGUGGAUGUUACCAGUUUGGUCAACGCACAUAAAUCUAUUUUUAUGAGCGCCACUGUGCAAUUAUGAACUAAAUAGAUUGUAAUGAUUGUGGCUGGCCGAACGACUAUCACGUGAAUACUAGGUCAGCAGAUGUUUUCGGUGAUAGCAGAAGCGCGGUUUAGUGACAGUUAACCAGCCCUCACCAGCAAGGCACAUCUUUUCACCCCUGUUGCAUAGAGAACUAAGACUAAACCGGCCAAUGAGAUGACUGUUUAAAGAUUCACCUGGGACAUUCAGAGUGUUCCAGGCGCCGGCGACACCCAGUGUAUCUCUACUAGGUACACUUUCAACAAAGUCUUGCAGUUGCCAGAAGAAAGCUUCUUUGCCACGCUGGUCGUCAGGUAACGUUGAUGUCCUCACGGAGACGACGGAGAUUUUCGUAGGGUGACCCUUCUGCCGUAAAUAGGCCAAUCGGUCACUUGGUUUUUCUCUCUUUAGCUGUACACGGUUCACUUGGCGCGAUAGCGCGAUAGCUACACCGUGUCUACCAGAAGAGUCAUAUGGGCUGCUAAGCCAAUAGCUAUAUAAAUUUGCAUCCCUUGAGCAUGGUACUUCAAGAAGGUGGACUUUCUGCUGCAUCAUUUUGCUGUGUAGAUGAACUUUGUGUCUUUUCUUUUUAGGAGAACUAAGUUACAGUAGGCGUACUGACUCAUGAAAUGUUGACCGAAAUCCUGAAAUGCGUUUUCGUUUCUUAAAGAUUGCUUAAGUAGGGUUUUAAAAUCAAUCAUCAUGCAGCAUAACUUAUAUACUAAUUCAGUUACCUCGGGAUGCUGGUUUUCAAACUAAUGUCUUUCCGGCCACAUUCAAGAACCACUCUCUGUAAAAAAUGACUACUUAGAUAGCAUACAUUUUGCUCAUUGAUUUUCGAUGUCCUUAAAAAUUCAACCAUAUUUCAUGGAAAACAUGCAUAAAAUAUUCAUUCCCUUACUCAUUCGGUAGAAAAUUACGUCUUCUUAAAAGUUUAUACUCGAAGGAACGGUGUAAUUCGGUUUUGAAAAAAAUUUUCCAAUUCCCGAAUAAUUUUAAACCCGACGUACCGUUACACCUGCAUUCAGAGUUUCCAAACCACAAACUUUCUGUUUUCCGUUUACGGAAAAUCAUACACUUCUCCACGUUAUUAAGGGGAGACCGUAUAGGGGUUCAUAAAUUUUUCAGUGGACUUGAGCCAUAUUGUAAACUGCACAAACAAUCUUAGUAAAUGCCGAGACAUUGUGUUUUAUACACGGGCAUUUGAUGGUCUUAAAAAUCUCACAAUGAAAAGCUCUUUUGAAACCGAAUUAUAUCCUUCUUUCAAGUAUAAAGUUUGGAGAAGACGUAAUUUUCUACCAAAUGAGUAAAAUAAUGAAUACUCUAAGUGGAAUGACGGGUUUGUCGUUUACGGAACCUGGAGUCGGUGUCUUUGGCCUUAGUGGCCGUUUUCAAGGCCGAAGCGUUUUCUGAUCGUUUUAUAUCACGCCUGGGAAAGAGUGAGACAGUGGUAUCAAUCCCAGUUUUGUAUGCAUUGGAGCUAGGUUGGGACUGUUAUGUGUUUAAGAGUGCGUUUUGCAUUACCCAGCGAACGGUGGGUUCGAUUGGGGUAUUGACGGCUGUGACUAUCCGCAUACACCUACAGCCGUACGGUAAAUUUAAAAACCAAAGGACAAUCGGCAAAAUAUUAAUACGUUGUAUUUGCUACUGAUUUUUAUCAUUUUUUCGUUUUAUGACAGUUAUUCUAGGCCUUGAAUAGUUGACUUGUCACAGAGUUGAUUUUUGAUUUGGUGGUUUUUCCUAAAAUAAAUUAUUACUUAGUCAAUAAAUAAUAAUUUAUAAACCAAACUGUGCCAUGUUUUGAAACUCGGUCGUAUACUUAACGCAAUAUAACUUUCGUGGGUGCGGGGUGGACGUAUCUUGCGCUACAGUGAUUUAAGCUCACAGUUCGUGACCUUUCAUGAGAUAGGUCACCAACUGUAUGUCCGAGCCGCAAACAGUUGAAUGACAGUGGGUCGGUACGUUGGAGAGGCCUUGCAGGAUGAGUCUUUAGGAUGAAAUUGGGUGACUUUGAGCCGUUUAAGGGCCGAGGCGAAUAGUGUUACCCAUGUAAUGAAGACGGUAGGCCACGAGCCUCAGGGAGUAUAAUAGGGUCACUACAACGCCAUCAGAUCUGCUCACCUUCGCAGUUUCCGCUUUGUUCAACGUGAUUCCAGUUAAAGGCUAUUCCACAUACAAGCCUCCUUAACAGAGACGUUUGACAAUGUUUUAGCGCUGGACCGUCUUUAGUGUAACCUGAAGACCGCAUGACGUAUUUAUUUAUUAGAGAUUUAUCAUGAACCCCUUGGCUAAAUAACAUUUCAUCUGACUGAUGACAUUCUAAAGGGUCUUCCUCAAAUUUUGGUGUCUAUGCAAAUACCGGGUUUCUAAAGUCCCAAACUACCCUUAUCAGUGCUCUCAAUCUUCACUCUCCUCCUCUCUCACUAGGUUGAAAUAUCAGCCUUCAUUGAGAUCUCACCCAACUUUAGGGGUGGUUUGACGCAACGGCCACUGUGCGCUCGGUCCCUCACUUUGCGUGCGAUUCGCCUGCUCCUCUGGCUUUUCGUCUGGGAGACAAUUCUUCACAUUGUGUACCCGAAUGCCGUGCUCUUUCUAGCCACACAACCCGCCGCCGGCGUUCCACCGCCGCCGCCACCUCCACCAGCGCUGGGUUCCUCUGUGUCGGGUAGAUUUCACGCUAGCCCACACCUAGAAACGGACCGCUCUGCCCUUGGUGGGGCAGUCUACCUCAUUGGCCUGCAGUUCUUCUUCGCUUAUAUGCAGCUCUACGGCUGGCCACGACUUCUAUCAGAUGUCCAAGUCUACUUGAUGGCCCGAAGCCACAGUCCGGUGGCAUCGAACGUCUUCACUUGCCUCGUACCCGAUGGGCCACCCUGUCCCACUCAUGUCUUUCUCUUUUCUGAGAUGUGGCGGUAAGUCUCAACUGAUGAUUUUGUGACUCCGCUCUGUGAAGCGUCUUCUGUGGAUGCUUUAUAAAUUAUUUUUCCUCAACUCUAGUACCAUUCCUUAUAGUCACUCAUGAGUCCUCACUUACCGGAUGGAGCUGUAUCCCCACAGCUCAGAUAAACUUUAAGAUUGGGCCACAUAACAUCCGAAUAUUACGACCGAAGCUGUAUCCAUCUGCAUCCCAAUUCGAUGGGAAGUGGGAAGAAGUCUGGAUUCUUGAAAAUGGCUAUACCUGCGAAAAAUGCAAAUGUCGCAAGCAUUACAUUCUAGUGGCUGUGGACUUUUCAGCCCUACCCUACGGGGUUCUUAAUUAACAUAUUUAUUAAGACAGAACGUCUCAAGGAGAAAACGUUUGCUGCCUUGUUGGGUCGAAUCGCCGGCAUCCGCGACUUAGCGACGGGUGCUCCACUUCCGAGCAGUUGGGGCUCAGUAAGCAAUACACCGUAUUUUUUCUGACUCUCAAGAUUACCCUACCCUUAGUCUGUGGAACUUUCUUGAUGUGGUUCCUGCAUGUAAUAAGUUGAAUGUAUAAAGAGUAUCUUGGCUAUUAAGUAUUACAAGUUAGGUCAAAUUUUAGUCAUGUUAUCAAGUGCAAUGUUCAUGUCCGUCCGAAUUAUAAGCCUACUUUGCACUGCGUCUGAGAUGGAAUAAUUAGUGUUUGAAGUCAGAAUCUAUCAUUGGAUUUUUUCAUACAAACUGAUUAACUAUCUCGUUUUCUCCUACUCUUUACUAGGAAAUUUGAUCGCGGCCUGUACAACUUUCUGAAGUGGUAAGAACUUUGCAAUGAAUGUAUUUUGGAUGUUAUUGAGGGAUGUGUAUCUGUUGACUCCCGUCGGUCUAUUCUAUAAGAUGCGCCUUCUCAGUGGAUAACACCACAUAAAUAAAAGACGAUUAAGACGUAAACCUAACAAGAUCCGUGACCCUCUCUAAAAGGUUUGGUUCCGAAAAAGGAAUUAUCAGUGGGACAUUUUGCAUGGUGAUUAAACUUUUCAAGCUGUAACGUAGCCUUUCAUCAUCAGUUUGGUGAGCCUAACUCUCAGUCCACGCUAUAAGGCUGGCAGGACACCGACGCUACCGCGUCCGGUGAAGGUGCCUAUGUUGAUUGUUUGCUGACUGCUGAAGCCCGGUGGCGUCAUUCACACCGGUUCCAGUGCUGCCGGCACGGCCUUUCACUUCGUUUUCGCAGUCCUGGCGGCCACACGUUCCCACUGAUUUCCCGAUGGGGUUGGUCGCCUACUAGGUAGUUUCUCAAGGGUAAGUGGACAGCGGGAAAAUCAAUUGGUCGGGUUGUAACGGUCGAGGACAUCAAGGGUAGCACACCUCCAAGUAACGAGCCACUGGAAAGAGAUCCUGGCUAACGUUGAUCUGAAUAAGGUCGUCAGCAAGUCACGAUACACAUCCGCACAUAAAGGAAGAAGGAACGUCAAGUGGUCGAGAAGAUAUAAUGGACAAAGAUGGAAAUUGGAAAGGUUUAUAAUAACAGUUAAUAGUACAAGUGGAACGAGUUACAACUGUGGAGUAACCUGUCUGCUUUAACCUGGAACAGCGUUCCCAGCAUAGAAUGGUGAUUGUAUGUUUGAGUUACACACUAUAGGUCCUCAUCUCCAGGUUACUGCCUCUAAAAACGCACGGCCUGAUUUCGGCUGGCUGGGAUAGGCUGAGUAUAAGAUUUGCGGCAAACUUAACACCCGCAUCAUUUGUUGACCCGCAUUUUGUCAUAUUCACUAUAAGCGGAACUAAGGGCUGACCGCUGCGAUCUGCGCCCCGAUGGCUCACCUUGUAGCGGUCGAGGACGUCAAGGGUAGCACACACCCAAGUAGCGAAGCACUGGAAAGAGAUCCUGGCUAAAGUUGAUCUGAAUAGGGCCGUUGGUAAGUCACUAUACUCAUCCGCAGAUAAAGGAAGAAGAAACGUCAAGUGGGCGAGAAGAUAUAAUAGGCAAAGAUGGGAAUUGGAAAGGUUUAUAAUAACAGUAAAUAGUACAAGCAGAACGAGUUACAACUGUGGAAUAACCUGUCUGGGUGGAGGGGCGAUGCCGACAUGCCAGCUAGUUAACCGGUGGCGAACGCAGUGCUGUGGGUAACUGCAGGGGAGGGCCGAGGGAGGUGACGAUGUUGAGAGAGAAAGCGAACGAUACAAGCGUCACGGUACGUUGCAGGAAAAGGGGUCGGGGUAAGUGAGAGGAAGGGACGCCGGCCAUCUUCACCAGCACGCGGUUACGUCAUCUCCAUUCUAGGUCCGCGAGCCAAAAAGUGUUUUCUCAUUCAAACGACCCAAUCGAGGUUGCGUUACAGGGUCACAGAGUCGCGUCCCAUGCAGCUGUUUUUUUGUCGUGUGAUUAUCCCCACGGCCCGGAAACACAACCCCCCGGAGUCAGGCUCAUGAACAGCCGGGCAAUAGCAUCGCCGCCGGCCAAUUGCAGUUUACCAUCGCAUUGCUAGUUGUGGUGUUUGCGACCCUUAGUCGCUGUUUGACUGUCCAGACCCAAACCGAACACAUCCCAGCUACCGCCUCCUUUUCGUUCUUGUUUCCUCGCAGUCAUGUUGUCAAAGACUUCUCUUUUUCAGGUACAUCUAUUUACCCUGGCUAAAACCCACUGAACGAACUGUUCGGAAGAAGACAGUGUCGCUUGCUAUCCCUCCGCAUCAUCCAGUGUCACUUGUUCAGCGCCUACAAGGAGGAAUUCUUUGUUUCCUCUUCGUGCUUAUUUUUCAUUCUUGCAACUCGCAGAACGGUAUGCUACACGUUUUUUCCGAAAUGAGGUUGAAAAAUUUUAAUUCGUCUUUGAUGCUAGCAUACCUACCACUUUCCCUUCCACCGUCUUUGCCAUCAUAGCCACUAUCCACAUAACCGACGACGAUCACAACUAUCUCGAUUGGGAAGUGGUGACUUGAACUUUUAUUGACUUAUAAUGAGUGGUACAUGCGCUGCAUCUGCCUAACUCCCUCAUCUGAUACCCACGAGGCUCCAAAGGCAAGAAAAAGUUAGAACAGACGGAGACACGCUUCCAGGGACUAAAUCCACAAAUGUAUCCUCCACAGGCGUGCUGGUCCCUACACACACGAAUCGAAAUUCAAUUAAAGAUAUCGCGAUGCCGCAAUGACCCAAUUAAAAGGAGAGAGUAUUGCAGACUGGUCCUUAGGUCGGUAGACGGCCCUACAUUACAUGCUCAAGUUUGAAUGAAUUUCAUCCUUCGUUCUAAAAACGUCUUCCCUCCGUUUUUCAAAUUUAGCUGUCUGGGUGGGGAUAAACACGAUUCAGAUCCUACUGGAGCGCUUUUUUAAAUGGACUUAUCACAAUACAAUCUAUGGAGAAAAACUUGUAAGUGUUCCUUUAUCGAUACUUCUGUCAAUGUUGACUCCUCGCAAUCUUGUAUGAAAAAUUACCGUUUCCCUAGAGGGACUCACUAUCCGAUGCCAGUCUUCGAAGAAUUACUGGAAUUCUGUGCAGCAUCAGUGCAAUAUUUUCGUCCAUCGGUUUCUUCUACUUUUAUCUGGGAUUUACUUCAGGACAGUGGAUCGGGUAUUGGAUGCUAGUUGACCCAGGUAAAUUUACUCCAAUUGUCCCAUUCUGUUCUUUUAAGUUUCAUCAGUAACCGGACGUUUUCUUAUGAAAUGUUUGCCACCUUAUUGCGCCCUUUUGUUUCAUUUAAUUUCCUGAGGCUUGUCCGUUUCCCAUCUCUCGUUGUGGUUGUAGCCACAAGCACAAUCAUGAACAUACUAACCGCGCCACCCUACUACUUCAAGCCUAAUUUACUGGCCAAAUCUAGUCGACUACAGAAUGUUAAAACGAUACAUUUAAAGCAAGAUGUAUAUAUUUUAGACCCUUAUUAAUUUGUUAGGAGCGCUACAUACAUGAAGAAAACACAUCGUCCGAAAUUUAUUGUAUGCUACAGCUAUAGAAUUAACCUGAAACACCAAAAUCGGAACCCAUAAUAGGCUAAAACGAUAAGAAAACAUGCUUUUUAUGUAAGUGGAGAGAAACAAAUUACGGCUUGAAUGUCGGAGAACUCGUUAGCCCACCGGUUUUAGGAGUUCGAACAUCCCGAAGUUUACAGAUAUUAAAGGUUGUUAAGUUUACGUUGUGUGGCCAGUCAAGUCUGUCUUCGUCGUGCCUUGUGCCGUCCAAAAUUCGAAACUCCUAGAGCAGUUCCCAAGACAAAAACUCCGAAUAGACCCAACUACCUACCUCUUUCAUCUGCACUAACUCGGUACAAGAUUGGCUCAGGUAUAGGUGAUUAUUUAAUGGAGCUCUGGGUCAGAUUAACGGUUUAACCAGAUUGUUGAUUGGCUCGACCAUUCGCCAGACACGCUAAUGCCCUUGGACUUGGGAGUUUAGGUUCUCCUAUGUCUAAGGAUUUUUAAGUCACAAAGGAAAGUGCUUUUCAAACAAAUUUUAAUUAACACUAUUGGAGAUGGAAGGGAAUGAUCACUGUGAGUUCUUUUACCCAUUUCAGUAUAUCGUGUCAUCGCUAUUGUCUGCUACUACUGCACUUACCAAAUAUCAUUAGCUGCGGAGCGGUGGUACACUUCGAAAUAA
Spirometra erinaceieuropaei is the source of this 9925-nucleotide messenger RNA. The record is from the annotation of a GenBank genome assembly. Lineage: Eukaryota; Metazoa; Platyhelminthes; Cestoda; Diphyllobothriidea; Diphyllobothriidae.